Patella vulgata (common limpet) is the source of this 2694-nucleotide messenger RNA. RefSeq lists its product as uncharacterized. Lineage: Eukaryota; Metazoa; Mollusca; Gastropoda; Patellidae. The coding region runs from base 16 to 1116 and encodes 366 amino acids. Gene Ontology annotation, cellular component: nucleus. Gene Ontology annotation, molecular function: protein binding. The record is from RefSeq and is a predicted model, not a curated record. The transcript is spliced from 8 exons.
GAUUUUUAUUUCAAGAUGGCGAGUUUCGCAUCAGAUAACCAAACCUCAUAUUGGCUGAAGUUCUUUACAGAGGCAGGUAUUCCAGCUGGAGAUGCAGCGAACUAUGCUGUAACAUUUACAGAUAAUAGGAUACAUAAAGAAAUGUUGUUAGAUCUGUCCAAAGAAUAUUUAAAAGAUAUGGGAAUAAGCAUAUUGGGAGACAUAAUAGCUAUUUUGAAGCAUGCUAAAACAGUUAAUUCUCAGAUUGCAAGGGAUCGUGCACUCAAAGGUUCUGAUAUAUUAAGUCAGAAUAAUAAUAACAAUGGAAAUUCCCCAAUUCCAAAAAAAUCUACAGCUGCCAGUAGAAUGGUGGGACAUUAUAUGAGAAAACAUCCAGAAUCAGCACCUAUGAAUAAAGCUCCCUCUCCUAAACCUGAAAUAGAAUCAAGAAAGUCAUCAGUUUUUGAUCGUCUUGGCGCAGACUCUUCAAGUCCAACAUCGGUACCCCAAAGAACAAUUACAGGCUUAAGUUCUUCUCCCCAGUCAUCAGUAUUUAAUAGAUUAGGUGAUAAAACAACAUUAAAAAGACCAGCUUCUUCUACCUCAUUAGAUGAAGAUGGUGUUACUAGUGAUAGACCUUUAGAGUAUGCUGGUUUGUUUAAACUUUCUCCUAACAAGGUGAAAAAAGUAGCCGUAGAUAGCCCACCAGCACCAGUUCAAACUGCCAUGAUUAAAACUACUACUCUGAAAAAAUUACCCAAUAUUAAAAAGACAAUAAUUGUCCAAAAAGCAGAGGUUACGACAACAUCAUCAACUACUGCUGGUAUAUUCUCACCAUAUGCAACAUCGGCAGCUGAAUCCCGUAGUGCUAAGGAAAGAUUGGGUAAAAAAGUUAUCACAGCUCCAGCUAGUAGUACAACAGAUAGUAAGAAUGAAGGUGCAGUGAAAACUACAGCCAAUAUGAAAAUUAAAGUAGCAGGUAGUAGUGCUAAACGAGAAUUUGAAGGUGCUGGUUUAAGAUUAAGAAAACGACUUGGAGCAAAGAUGGAAGAACCCAGUACAACAACUAGUACAACGACUACUGAUAAAAAAGAUGGUGGAGUGUUUGGUAGAUUGGGCAAAAAAGUUUUUUCGUGAUUCUAUGUUUGGUGAUUUCCAUCACGGACAAUUAUUAUUUAUUGACUUUACUGGUAGAAGACCAUCCUCAUAUCAUUGUAUCUAUUUACUCAUUGUGGACUUAUUUAAUCUCAGGGUCAAUUAUUUUUGAAAAAUUGGAUAUUAAUAAAUCCUUUUUCAUACAUCUUUGCAAAUGACAUAUAAACGUAUGGGGGCAGUUCAAAUAAUAACAUGGGUAAGACCUAACAUAUUCGGAUAAGUGCAAGGUUUGUGUAGAAAAAAUAACCCGCCAUAACAAAUAGGGUAAGAAAGAUAAUGAUGGAACUUGGUGAAACAAGUUAGAUUGCAUAAUUUUCUUGGAUUUUUGACAAAAUUCCAAACAAGGUCAAUAUCUGUGGCAAGGCCUUCAGAUCAUUUGGGAUCUAGAAAUUGAAUGAAUUAAUAGAUAAAUAAACAAGUAAAAGGAUAACAUAACUGAUAGAAGGACAAUGUUUGUUUAUAAAGGUAAACAAAAGUCAUGAAUCUACAUUCAUUUCAUGUUAUUAGGACACACAGAUAUUCUUAUGUUGGAUUGUGGAGGCUGCCAUAAUUGACCUAAAGGUACAUAAAUCAUUUUAGUGAACCGAUUUGAGUAACUGAUCAGAAGUCACAACUCAACAAUUACAUCCGAUCUGACCUGAGUUGGCAUUUGAACAGAUUUACAAAACCCUUGGCCAGGAUCUGUUUAGAGAUUUCUAGUUUAUAUUAAUUACUACAUGUAUAUAAUAUUUAUAUACAAAGUGAUAGUACUGUAUAUUACAUAAGAUUUAUGGUGAGUAAAUGAGUAUAUAUGAUUAAUGAGAUUUGACAUAAUAGUCAUGUAAUAAUCUACUGUGAACUUACUUAAAGACGCUACUUAAGGUGAAUGGUGAAUUAGAUUUAGAAUACCCGAAUUGUCUCUCAAACCCCCCUUGCCUUAUUAAUCCUAAUUUUUUGUAACAAUCUAGUAGUACAGUUCAUCUGAUGUUUUCUAACAUAUAAUGUUUGUUAAAUUGUGCAACAAUUGACUCAAUUGAACACUGUGUCCUGUGAAUGAACUGAAUUUGUUAUCCAUGUAAUAUAUGUAAUAAAUUGUUUGUGUGGGAGUGUGAUUAACGCUGUGUAAGUAUGAUCAAUUUUUAUUUUAAAUCUGAUUUUGAUUUAAGGAUAAGUUUAUUAUCUUUGAAAGGCAUUUAGUGAAAGCUAUAUAUAAUAAAUAUACAGUUUUAUGGAUAACAUUCACUAGGUUUAUUAACUGCAAUGUUUCAAUGAGGAUACUCUCAUCGUUAAUCAAGCAAUGAUACAAUCAAACAAGUUACAGAAGGUUAUAUACAAGUUGCAGUUAAUAAACCUAGUGAAUGUUAUCCAUAAAACUGUCUGUUUAUAAUAUGUUUAUUGUUGUGUUUAUUUUUAGAAUAUAGUUUAUUCUGAAUAUAGAUUACUUUGGAAUGAAAAUGUUUUAAUAAAAAUGAUUUCUGACAGUCUAAUUUGUCCACCUCUUGAAAUUUGUCUCUGAUUUAGGCUAAACCAAUUUAAUUUUUAAUUUUUUGGAUGUGAUAAAUAAAGCCAUUUCAAAUGUCA